CUAAUCCGAGCUCUGCAAAUCUCCAUUCAAUUGUCUUCCACAUCUUCCUCCUCUUAAUUCAGGUAUACGGGCUGAAUUAUGGCAUCGAAGCGCAUAUUGAAGGAGCUUAAGGAUUUGCAGAAGGAUCCUCCCACCUCAUGCAGCGCUGGUCCAGUGGCUGAGGAUAUGUUCCAUUGGCAAGCAACAAUCAUGGGGCCUACAGAUAGCCCUUAUGCAGGAGGUGUAUUUUUGGUCUCAAUCCAUUUCCCUCCUGAUUAUCCUUUCAAGCCUCCAAAGGUUGCAUUUAGAACUAAGGUUUUCCACCCUAACAUCAAUAGCAAUGGAAGUAUAUGUUUGGAUAUCCUUAAAGAGCAAUGGAGUCCGGCUUUGACCAUAUCUAAGGUCCUGUUGUCCAUCUGCUCUCUAUUGACAGAUCCAAACCCAGAUGAUCCACUUGUACCAGAAAUUGCUCAUAUGUACAAGACUGACAGGGCCAAAUACGAGACCACUGCUCGUAGCUGGACUCAAAAAUAUGCGAUGGGAUAACGGCAAGAUUGUCCUCGGGUGUGUCUGAGACACUUUUAAUUUCAACUAAUUCAUUUUGCUUUCACUCCUAAAUGCAAUGUCUUCAUUGUGCUUUGGAUGAAAGAACAAAAUGUUGGUAAGGAAAUCAGUUUACAUAGACUCCGAUCAUGUCAAGGUUGUCAAGACCGAGAUGUUUCAAUAUGUGAAUAUCUAUUUGUUGAAUUUUGUGAGGGGAGAACCUGAAAUGUAAUUUUACUUUGCUCCUU
Messenger RNA from Solanum tuberosum (potato), 770 nucleotides. Its product is annotated as ubiquitin-conjugating enzyme E2-like protein. The record is from RefSeq and is marked provisional. Lineage: Eukaryota; Viridiplantae; Streptophyta; Magnoliopsida; Solanales; Solanaceae.